GGUUCAAUGUGCUCAACAAUAUUCUUCCGAUGAUGGUUAUAUUAUAUCAUCAUCAACAACUUUACCAUAUUGUUGUAAUAAUCGAAUAACAAAAAAUCAUAACAAUAUUUCAAUGCGUAAAAUGAAUUCUAAUCCCAUUAGUAGUUGUUGUACAUCAUUUGAACAAACCACCGCCUCGUUACCAAUAGCAACAACAAUACUACCAUAUUGUAAUCAGAGCAAUUUAACCAAUUAUAAUAAUGUUAAUAGUUGUAGUCUUGGUGGUAAUUGCAGCAGAAAUUCAUCGUUUCAUCAGUUGAAACCAUCUCAACACCAACAAUUCAAUAAAGAUGAUACAUUGACAUCACCAACACAUAAAUAUAACACUAGUAGUAAUGUCGAUAACAAGAUUGUCAAUUCUAUGAUGUUACAAUGUCCAGAAUCCUAUGAUUAUUAUCAUGCUUCAUUGUAUUCAUCUAACAGAGAUUGUUGUUCAACUACAAAUAAUUUUAUCAAACCAACAUCAACAUCAUUGUCCUUGCCAAUACAACAGCCGCAACAACAACAACAGCAACACUCACCAUUUUUGGCUUCAUAUUCACCAUGUCAAGAAAGACAUUAUUGUUGUAGAGAUUUUGAUUUGUCUAGGACACAGCUUCCAUUAAAAACAUGUAAUCCAUUGCAGUUGUCGCCGUGUAUACCAACAGCACAAUCAAUGCAUAGUUAUCAAUGUCAACCAAAACAUCAGUCACAUCAACCAAUUCAAACUGUAUUAAUUAAUCCUGAUGAUGAAGCAUUAUUUGCAUGGUUAAGAUCAGUUGGUCUUAAUCGGUAAGU
Molecule: messenger RNA, 816 nt
Organism: Schistosoma turkestanicum
Lineage: Eukaryota; Metazoa; Platyhelminthes; Trematoda; Strigeidida; Schistosomatidae
Source: the annotation of a GenBank genome assembly